Molecule: messenger RNA, 918 nt
Organism: Myotis brandtii (Brandt's bat)
Lineage: Eukaryota; Metazoa; Chordata; Mammalia; Chiroptera; Vespertilionidae
Gene: FABP7
Product: fatty acid binding protein 7, brain
Exons: 4
Coding region: 203-601 (132 amino acids)
Biological process (GO): fatty acid transport
Cellular component (GO): nucleus; cytosol
Molecular function (GO): fatty acid binding
Source: RefSeq, a predicted model, not a curated record
GCACCAGCCUCCUGGGAAGGACACUGGAGGGGUGUGUUUGCAAUUUAAGUCCUUGGCUUUCUGCCCGCCUCUUCUCCAAAUAAGAAGGCAGGAGCUGCUACGAGGUGCAGGGGGGUCUUCUGAAUUGCAGAGGCCGUGGGACUCACAACUCCUCGCUCGGGUCUCUCUCAUCUGUUUUCAGAGCUAACGGGAAAGGGCCAGGAUGGUGGAGGCUUUCUGUGCUACCUGGAAGCUGACGGACAGCCAGAACUUUGAUGAGUACAUGAAGGCUCUAGGUGUGGGCUUUGCCACUCGGCAGGUGGGAAAUGUGACAAAACCCACAGUAAUCAUCAGUCAGGAGGGGGGCAAGGUGGUGAUCCGGACUCAAAGCACAUUCAAGAACACGGAGAUUAGUUUCCACCUGGGAGAAGAGUUUGAUGAAACCACUGCAGACGACAGAAACUGUAAGUCUGUUGUUAGCCUGGAUGGAGACAAACUCGUUCACGUACAGAAAUGGGAUGGCAAAGAAACAAAUUUUGUAAGAGAAAUCAAGGAUGGCAAAAUGGUUAUGACUCUUACUUUUGGUGAUGUGGUUGCUGUUCGCCACUAUGAGAAGGCAUAGACAGGUUCCUGAUCUGGGCCUGGAGGAGCUCCACAAUUUUUCUGUGAUCAAGUCUCAGUGCUAUCCUGCUAUUACAGCACGGCUCAUCACAUAUUAGAAGGUUAUCCUUGGUGUGGAGGUAGAAAAUGGUGGUUUCAAAACUUCUUUAAAAACGUGUUACUUCAAGCAACUAGCCCAAUUUUAAUCUGCAAAUCUAUCACGCUUAAUAGUUUGCAUUAAGAUUUUAAGCCACAUUUUAAAAAUAAAGAGGUGGAUACAUUCUGUAAUUUCUAUUGGAAUGUAAAUCAAAUUGGAAUAAAAAUCUAAUACGCAAGAGA